UGAAUUAUAUAAAAAGGAAAGCGAUGAUGUCAUUACAAAUUUUGAAAGACAAGCGGAGAUGAUGCGAUUCGGGACUACAUCAAACUUUAUUAACCUGGAUGCAUUAAACUUUAUUAACUUGGAUGCAAAAUGUUUUAAAAAUACACCAGAUGCAAAAUUUUUUGAAAAUUCAUCUGAACAAAUUGACGAUACGUGCACAACUGUUUCAACCACUAAUGAGCCAAAAACGACUCUGCGCUCCAGUUUUAAUAAC
Molecule: messenger RNA, 253 nt
Organism: Racocetra persica
Lineage: Eukaryota; Fungi; Glomeromycota; Glomeromycetes; Diversisporales; Gigasporaceae
Source: the annotation of a GenBank genome assembly